Molecule: messenger RNA, 887 nt
Organism: Drosophila hydei
Lineage: Eukaryota; Metazoa; Arthropoda; Insecta; Diptera; Drosophilidae
Gene: lambdaTry
Product: trypsin alpha
Exons: 1
Coding region: 32-829 (265 amino acids)
Biological process (GO): proteolysis
Molecular function (GO): serine-type endopeptidase activity
Source: RefSeq, a predicted model, not a curated record
AUUACAAACGUCUCCUUAGUUCAUUCAAAAGAUGUUUCGGAUCUUGAUCGGUUUCUGUAUUGUGGGAAUAUCUCUGGCAGGCACCGUUUCCCAGAGCGGUGUGCCUAUGCCCGAUGGUCGUAUUGUGGGGGGUCGCGAUGCGGACAUAACCAGUUUUCCGCAUCAGAUCUCCAUGCGCUUCAGGGGAAAUCACCGAUGCGGCGGCUCCAUUAUUGCACCUAAUAUUAUUGUCUCUGCCGCUCACUGUGUGAAUACAUUAACGGGUGUGGCUAAUUUGACGAUUAUUGCUGGCACUACUCAAACCAUCUGGCCAACUGGUCAGGAAUUGCCGGUAAGGGAGAUCAUCAUUCACGAGAAGUACAAGUCCUUAUACCAGGACUACGAUGCUGCCAUUUUGGUUCUGGAUGGUGAAUUCGAGUACAAUGAAGCAGUACAGCCAAUCGGAUUGGCCAGUGAGCGUCCAGAGGAUGGUACACCUGUCACCGUAACAGGCUGGGGCACAACUAGCGAAGGAGGCGUCAUUUCUAAUAUUCUACAACAGGUGGAAGUGAAUGUGGUGGACAAUGUAAAGUGCAAGAGCGCAUAUUCCAUUGCCCUGACCAGUCGUAUGCUCUGUGCUGGUGUCGAUGGCGGCGGCAAGGAUGCCUGUCAAGGCGACUCUGGCGGUCCGCUGAUCUACAACAAUGAGCUAGUAGGCAUUGUCUCCUGGGGCACGGGCUGUGCACGCGAAAAAUAUCCAGGUGUAUAUGCUGCCGUACCUGUUUUGAGGCAAUGGAUAAUCGAAACUCGUGCGUCCAAGGCCAAUGUGGGCAGCAUUGAUUUCCUAUAAACAGUAAACUCUGACAUAAUCUGAAAGAUAGUAAGCACAAUAAAUUCGCUUAAUCUGC